Naegleria fowleri is the source of this 798-nucleotide messenger RNA. RefSeq lists its product as uncharacterized. The coding region runs from base 1 to 798 and encodes 265 amino acids. The transcript is spliced from 3 exons. NCBI's taxonomy places the organism in Eukaryota, Heterolobosea, Eutetramitea, Acrasida, Naegleriidae. The record is from RefSeq and is a predicted model, not a curated record.
AUGGAAAAACUGCUUCAGAAUUUUCUCAACAGUGAAAAAUGUGCUUCUAGCCUGUCCAAUUUCAAUUUUGAAACAGUUUGCUUGAAAUUAUUGCUUUCCAAGCUUUUGGGUACUUUGGUUAUUCUUGGAUCUGUAUUGUAUAAGGUUCCGCAAAUUAUUACCAUUUGCAAGAAGUCUUCCGUAGAGGGUUUGUCUGCCUUGAUGUUUAUUUUGGAAAUUUAUGGACAAGUGAUCACUUUGGGAUACAAUAUUCGUGGAGGCAAUCCAUUCAGUACCUAUGGAGAAUAUGUCUUUAUGAUUGUGCAAAACGUCAUCAUUCUCUUGCUCUUUUUCAUAUAUUCCAAGAACAAUGAUUUUAUUUUCUCUCUCUCAAGCAUUGCAUUCCCAGUCUUCUUUUACUUUACAGUGUUUGACACUAUAUAUGUAACUGAACAAGUGAUGAAAACUUUGUUUGCUCUUACUGUUCCAAUUUUCAUUUUCUCUCGUGUACCUCAAAUUGUCAAGAACUUUUCUCAAGGAGGAGUUGGUGCUUUGAGCUUUACAACGACCUUCAUGCAGGUUGCUGGAUCAGCUGCCCGUUUGUAUACUACUUUGCAAGAAGUUGAUGACAAACUUAUUUUGUUCACAACCAUUUUAGCUGUUGGAUUGAACGGCAUUCUCAUGUUGCAAAUUAUUUAUUAUGACAUCAUUGUUGGAAAGAAAAAGAGUGACGUUGCAACAUCCAGUACUAAUGCCGCCACAACAUCAAGUCCUGAUACUUCCACCCCAAAAAAAAGAAAGUCUGUUAAAACUGAGUAA